Messenger RNA from Exophiala viscosa, 447 nucleotides. RefSeq lists its product as uncharacterized. Lineage: Eukaryota; Fungi; Ascomycota; Eurotiomycetes; Chaetothyriales; Herpotrichiellaceae. Gene Ontology annotation, cellular component: Golgi membrane. Bases 1 to 447 code for a protein of 148 amino acids. The transcript is spliced from 4 exons. Gene Ontology annotation, biological process: vesicle-mediated transport. The record is from RefSeq and is a predicted model, not a curated record.
AUGACUCUGGCCGAGGAAUUCAGGUCGCGUAACUUCAGUAUCUACGGGCAAUGGCUCGGCGUAUUAUGCAUUAUCCUUGGAUUCGCCUUGGGCAUUGCCAAUAUCUUCCACUUCAACCUCCUCAUUAUAUUUAGCAUUAUCCUCAUAUGUUCGGCGCUGAUGCUUGUCUUUAUUGAGAUUCCCCUCCUGCUUCGAAUCUGUCCUACAUCUUCCAAGUUCGACGCAUUCAUCCGCCGAUUCACCACCAACUAUAUGCGAGCAGCGAUCUACGGCAUCAUGUCCGUGGUUCAGUUUCUCAGCAUCAUAGUGGAUACUAGCAGUCUGAUUGCCGCAGCUGUUUUCCUGGCUUUGGCGGGAUUAUGCUACGCUUUGGCAGGAUUGAGACAACAAGAGUUCGUUGGUAGCAAGACACUCGGUGGACAAGGCGUCGCGCAGAUGAUUGUCUGA